AUGGCAAAUCCUCAACGUAUUUAUGAAUCAAGCUAUGGACCAAAUUGGGUACCAACCAAUGUUUCUGUUGCACAAUUUCUUGCCAAAUACAAUCCAGAUGAGGUGCCUGGGAACAAAAUCAUAAUAAGUGACUUUGACGACGCUGCUCGAACAAUAACCUUCGAGGGAGUGAGAACGAAGCCUGGUCUAGGCGCAACAGGCCUUGCAAAUAUCCUCGGCUUGAAAGAAGGCGAUGUCGUGUGCAUGAUUGGCCUAAAUUCGGUCAACUGGAUCUUGCUUGCGCAUUCAAUAAUGUGGGCUGGCGCAGUAUUUGCUGGCAUCAAUGCUGUUGCGACAAGCCACGAGCUGGUUCACUAUUUUGAAAUUUCGGAACCAAAAGCAAUCGCAGUUGAUGCCAGCCUCUAUGGGAAAGUCCAAGAUGCGUUGAAAAUGAGUACUAAACUCCAGGAGAAACCAAAGGUUUUGAUCAUAGAAGAUGGCACUUCUACCAGGUCCUAUGGUCACCCUGUGUUCCCACGCGAUAUCAUGGCAUUUUCGUCUGGUCGGCCGCCAUUUGAUCUUACAUUUCGAGACAACAGGAAUGUACCUGCCGCCAUGUGUUUCUCUUCAGGUACAUCUGGGAAACCAAAGGGAGUCCUUCUCAGUCACCACAAUUUAAUCGCUUACGCAACAACACUCCGCAUCACGUCCCCAUCGCUAAGCAACUGGCAACAAAUCGAGAUAUUCUUCCCUCCAUUUCCGCAUAUCUAUGGCAUAGCGAUUGCGCUUAUGGGUCCUGCUUACACUGGACAGCACGUGAUCGCAAUGAAGAAGUUUGAAUUCACGUCGUACUUGAAGAAAUGUGCAGAGGUCCGAGCUACCAUUGCAAGACUAGUUCCCGCUACUGCGAUACAAUUACUCAAAGAUCCAGCGGCAAGGAAGAUGGAUCUCACCUCCAUACAUUCAGUAUUUGUGGCGGGCGCCUCUCUUCCCGACGAAGUGGCCCAAGGACUGGCCAAGCAGCUUAACGGCGUCGUAGUCUUGAAUGGGUAUGGAAUGAGUGAGGGUACAAUAUCUUCGCUCAAAGAGUGUAGAUCAGCUGAAAAACCUGGAAGUGUGGGCAAGCCGCAAGCUGGGCACCAGGUUCGUAUCGUUGAUGAUGACUACAACGACGUCAUGCCGGGUGAGCAAGGAGAGUGCCUUGUCAAAGGUCCCACAAUCUUUAUGGGUUAUAUCAAUAACGAAGAAGCAACAAGAGAAGCUUUCCGAGAUGGCUGGCUGUGCACAGGAGACAUGCUCAAGGUCGAUUCAGAUGGUUUCUUCUGGCUUACGGGUCGUAAGAAAGAGCUUAUCAAGUACAAGGGUAACCAAGUUCCUCCAGCAGAACUAGAGUCCGUCUUGCUUUCUCAUGAAGAUGUCAAUGAAGCCGGAGUGUGUGGCAUAUGGGACGAGCGUCUGGAAACGGAAGUACCCGUAGGCUACGUAAAUUUCACGAGAGACGUACCGGAGAAAGAUCGGGGGCAACUUUUACAAGACAUCAAAAAUUACGUGGAAGAGCGAGUAUCUCCUCACAAGAAAUUACGAGGAGGUCUUUUUCAUCUCGAAUCUCUUCCAAAGAAUGCUACAGGGAAAUUGAUGAGACGGGAUCUGCCAGCUGCUAGAAAGCAACAAAAACCAUCGAAGCUGUAG
Molecule: messenger RNA, 1668 nt
Organism: Verruconis gallopava
Lineage: Eukaryota; Fungi; Ascomycota; Dothideomycetes; Venturiales; Sympoventuriaceae
Exons: 3
Coding region: 1-1668 (555 amino acids)
Biological process (GO): secondary metabolic process
Molecular function (GO): CoA-ligase activity
Source: RefSeq, a predicted model, not a curated record